Rotaria socialis is the source of this 1854-nucleotide messenger RNA. The record is from the annotation of a GenBank genome assembly. NCBI's taxonomy places the organism in Eukaryota, Metazoa, Rotifera, Eurotatoria, Philodinida, Philodinidae.
AUGCAAAAUAAUCCAGUAUCUUUUCAAGAUGCAAUCGCACGUGCUCAACAAGUGGCAGCAAAAUUAGCUGCAGCAGCACCCAAUUCCAAUAGAAGUCCAUCUUCAAAACGACCAUAUGGUGAAGAAGACAGUGUACAAAAACGCCCGGCGUUUGGUUCUCCAACACAAUCAGGUUCUAUUCCCGAGCCUGUUCUACGUGCGCAACAAAUAGCACAACAAAUUAAUUCUCAAUUAGGUGUCAAACCAAUAAAUGGUUCGCCAACAACACCACUUUCAAAUCAAUUGUCGUUUCAAGAAGAUUAUAAAAUUCCUGAUAAAUUUGUCGGUCUUAUUAUUGGUAAAGGUGGUGAACAAAUCGUUCGUCUUCAAGCUGAAAGUGGUUGUAAAGUACAAAUAUGUCAAUUACGACCAGAACCUAUACCGAACGGUCCUAAUCCUCCUGAUCGUUUAGCUAAUUUAUCUGGUUCAAGAGAUUCUAUUGAACGAGCUAAACGUAUCAUGGACGAUAUUAUAACGCGAGGAAAGAUGACUGAUAGUGGCACAGGCAGUUUUAAUCCCUAUUCAAUGGGAGGAACAACGGCGAAAUCUAUUGAUGUUAUGUUACCAUCAUCUAAAUGUGGUUUAGUUAUUGGUAAAGGUGGUGAAAAUAUUAAACGCGUAUCGGAAGAAUUUGGUGUUAAAAUGUAUGUUGUUCAAGAUUCGGCAGAUGUCGAUGGAAUUGAACAUAAACCAUUAAGAAUUUCGGGCGAAUCUGAUCGAGUAGAACGUGCUAAGCAACACGUACUCGAUUCAUUAGCAAAAUCAGGUGGUGUAACAACUCAAACAAAUCGUCUUGGUGGAAAUCAGAAUAGCUCAUCAUCAUAUAAUGAUCCACAUUCACGAAUGGGUAAUACACCUUUAACUGGUCCAUGUAAUGAAGCAACUUAUAGUGUACCUUAUGAAAAAGCUGGUAUUAUCAUAGGCAAAGGCGGUGAAAGUAUCAAAGAAAUAAAUCGAAAAUCCGGAGCUUUUGUUGAACUCGAUAAAAAUCAUUCUGCACUUAUGGGACAAUCAGCUAACCGUGUUUUUAAAUUACGCGGUACGCCUGAACAAAUACUUACAGCACAACAAUUAAUGUAUGACAAAGUUGUCAAUAGUCCGGGUGGUCCUGGGGAUAUGUUAUCACCGUUCGAAUUUCAACAACGUCAUAAUUUACCAUUGGUUGGAGCAAAUACAAUAGACACAUGGAGCAAUAAUAAUGAUGCAUAUGGAAAUGGGAAUAAUAAUAAUGAUCCUUAUAGUCAAUUGGCGAGUACUUAUGGACAAUGGCCACAGUUUAAUUCCUACGAUCAAAGUUCAUUACAAAAUAAUAAUAAUGCAUCAGCAUCCGCAGUUGCUGCAGCAGCAGCCGGUACUCCAGAUAUGGGACAAAUGGAUCCAGCUUGGUUAGCGUAUUAUCAAUCAAUGAAUUAUUAUAGUAUGAUGCAAGCCGGUAUGGCAGGAAGUACGUCAUCCGGUACAUCCACAAGUACAACUGCAACAAAGUCAACUGAUUCAACAGCCAACGCAACGAAUGCUACUUCAACUACGCCAGCUAUAAAUCCAACUACCGGUCAACCAGAUUAUAGUCAACAAUGGAUUGAAUAUUACCGAUCAAUUGGACAAGGAGAAUACGCUGAUGAAAUCGCUCGGCAAAUGAAAGCGUCCGGUUCAACUGCAACACCGACUAGUGCAUCAUCAGCUGCAAGUGCUGCACAAGCAACUGCUAUGAUGAUGUCAUCUGCAAACCCUUGGGCUGCCUAUGCGCAACAAUGUGCUAAUGCAGCAACAUCCAACACUACAAAUGGUACUAAUUCGUCAGCAACAUCUUCCUAA